AUAUAUUUCACUUUAGUCUAUCAUCUUAAAUGGUAGAUUGUUAUUGCAUCUAAGAGCUCAAGUCAAUAAAUAAGACAUAAUCCUAAUUUAUAUUCUUCAUAAUCACAAAUAAAAUACUAUUAAAUUGUCCAGUUGAGCUUGGUUUGAGUACCUGGACCAGCAGAGGGGUGAGCCAGAGUCCCUUUCUGUGCAAUGAUCAGGGGGGCAUUUUGGGCAAUCCGGCACCAAAUAUCUUUGCCCUGUAUAAAUAGCUCACCAUGGAGGAGCUCAACCCACCACAACCUUCUUCCUAGUCCAGCAUACAAGCCCUGUGCAGGUUUGAGCACUCGGUUGCUUCCACAGACUGCCACCUGUUUAUGCUGGCAGAACGUCUUUGGUGCUGUGUCCUGCAUUUGUUCUCUCUCUUUCUCUCACUCUCUUAGAAGUGCUUGCAACCUUGCACUCAUCUGCACCAGCUUCCAGUUGCGGGAAUGGAUAGGGUGAGGAGGUUGGCGUCGCAGAGGGCGGUGGUGGUGUUCAGCCUGAGCUCCUGCUGCAUGUGCCACACCAUCAAGCGGCUCUUCUGCGAGCUGGGUGUGAACCCGGCCGUCCACGAGCUGGACGAGGACCCCAAGGGGAAGGACAUGGAGCGAGCGCUGGCCAACAUGCUGGGCCGCAGCCCCCCCGUGCCCGCCGUGUUCAUCGGCGGCAACCUCGUUGGCCCGACCGACGAGGUCAUGGCACUCCACCUCGGCGGCAAGCUCGUGCCGCUGCUCCGCAACGCCGGAGCACUCUGGCUCUGACACCCUCCACGACCUCCUCCUCCUCCUGUCUCACUAUAAUACGUGCACUACGACGUCAUGUUUUGGCUGCUGUCUUCUUUAACCUGUGCGGGGUUAAGAUGUACAUUGUAUCAGUUGCUGCUGCAACUACAAACAUGUCAAUACUAUGUCUUCCAUGGUGUUCGAAUCAUGGCGGCACAGACCCUGUUUGAGAAGGCAACACUUACAGUGUCA
Messenger RNA from Musa acuminata subsp. malaccensis (wild Malaysian banana), 995 nucleotides. Its product is annotated as glutaredoxin-C1-like. The record is from RefSeq and is a predicted model, not a curated record. Lineage: Eukaryota; Viridiplantae; Streptophyta; Magnoliopsida; Zingiberales; Musaceae.